Messenger RNA from Paraphaeosphaeria sporulosa, 775 nucleotides. RefSeq lists its product as uncharacterized. NCBI's taxonomy places the organism in Eukaryota, Fungi, Ascomycota, Dothideomycetes, Pleosporales, Didymosphaeriaceae. The transcript has a single exon. The record is from RefSeq and is a predicted model, not a curated record. The coding region runs from base 176 to 634 and encodes 152 amino acids.
CUAGCCAUCAACGUGCAUGUCAACGACAGGAACGAUCGGCCCGGCGUACUGCGUUUAUCUACCAGAUGGGGACCUUAUCGUGGUGAUGCUUUUCCGAUCUUGACCCCGCCGGCUGCUAUCUGGUUCACCACCAGGGUCUAGAUGGAUACCAUCCCGCCGGACUGGCCGUCGUUCCAUGCACCCCUCCAGACGGCGCGGCCUCUCCACGGAAUGCCAACCUCAUUCACGCGGGCGCCCGCAACUGACGCGCAGCAAUGUCGUUACACUAAACCACAAUGACUCUAAGGGCUUACUUGGAGCUUCGAGUUCUCGUCUCUGGGCCAGGAACGCUCUCCGUGGCGUAACUGCUUCCAUGGUACACAGCGGAAGCGUGCAGCUCCACGUAGAAAAUUCUGCUCAAUGGCUUUCUCGACACGGCACUUACAGAGCGAGCUUGUAUAUAACAAAGGAAGUAAAUCUGCUAUCUCAAGAACAAGGAAAAUAUGACUCUGGAAAUCGCUACCCCUGCACCGCUGUCUCGCGUUGGCUCGUUGCGUCGUCACGGGUCGUUGCGUCGAAAUGGUUCAUUACGCCGCCACGAUUCGGGGCGAGAGAAUUCAGAAAGCAUCUACACGUCGAUUAUGAUCAGAUGUGAGACGGACGCGGCCCUGAUAGCAAACGUACAGUCAAUUCGCAAGUUCGCUGCUGUAAGUCUUGUUCAUCUUAUCUUCUGAUUGGGCACCCUCCUUCACUGCGAUAUCAAUUGCAUCACCCGCCGUUAUAAUCACAUCUCAUU